Molecule: messenger RNA, 1371 nt
Organism: Brassicogethes aeneus
Lineage: Eukaryota; Metazoa; Arthropoda; Insecta; Coleoptera; Nitidulidae
Source: the annotation of a GenBank genome assembly
AUGGCAGACAAAGGUAAAGAACCUAUUACGAAGCAGGAAUUCGAAACCGCUAUAUCGGCGGCUGAUCAGGGUGAGAUAGCAGGCCCACAGGCUUCCUUAUCGUACAGCAACGGCUUGGCCAUGGAUGAAUAUAAUACUAGAGGAAGAAUAUUUUGCAAUAAGAGCUUAGACUAUUUCUGCGUCGUUUGUGGAAAAUACGUUGUCAGUAAGCACAGAAAGAAAUUUACAGAUGUACUUAAAACUAUGUACAUGGAAUUUUUCGGUAUAGAAACUGUUGAAAUGAACAAUCAUUGGACUCCAAAAAUGAUAUGUCUUAGAUGCUACUUGCAAGUCAACAAAAAGAAGAAACGGACGUUUGCUUCUCCAAUGAUCUGGCGCGAACCAAUAAAUCACGAGACGGAUUGCUACUUUUGUUUAACGAGAAUUUUUGGACACAGCCGAAAAUCUAAAUCUUAUAUCUCUUAUGCGUCUGUCGAAUCUGUGACUUUCCCUAUCCUUCUCGAUGCUGAACAAAGUAAUAUUAGCCCUGACGAAAACGAAGAUAUAAUGGAAAUGUCAGCUGACGAAGUUUUAUCUUAUAGUGACGCUGAGGAUGUAGAGAUGAAAGGUGAAACAUCAGAAGAAUCGGCGGCUUUAAGAAGGAUAAUUUGCAUUAAGAAACUAGACUAUUUCUGCGUCGUUUGUGGAAAAUACGUUGUCACUAAGCACAGAAAGAAAUUCACAGAUGUACUUAAAACUAUGUACAGGGAAUUUUUCGGUAUAGAAACUGUUGAAAUGGACAAUCAUUGGACUCCAAAAAUGAUAUGUCUUAAAUGCUACUUGCAACUCAACAAACAAAAAAGACGGACGUUUGCUUCUCCAAUGAUCUGGCGCGAACCAAUAAAUCAUGAGACGGAUUGUUACUUUUGUUUAACGAGAAUUUUUGGACACAGCCGAAAAUCUAAAUCUUCUAUCUCUUAUGCGUCUGUCGAUUCUGUGACUUUUCCUAUACUUCUCGAUGCUGGGCAAAGUAAUAUUAGCCCUGACGAAAAUGAAGAUACAAUGGAAAUGUCAGCUGACGAAGUUUCAUCUGAUGGUGACGCUGAGGAUGUAAAAAUGAAAAGUGAAACAUCAGAAGAAUCAGAAGAUGAGACCGAUGAAAAUCCUAAUGGUUUCACCCAAGAAGAACUAAAUGACUUGGUCCGGGACGCAGGACUUUCGAAAGAAAUUUCAGAACUAAUAGCAAAUGUGCAGACUUCAUUGGGAUACUUUUUGGCUUUGCCUUCAUGGUACUUUAGCGUUGUUAGUGUUAAGAUUAUGGAUGCUAAAAGUAUAGACCCAGAGCUGACGGUAGUAAAAUAUGUCUUGCACAGGAAUAUGCGACAGAGGUAA